UCCGCUCGUGGAUGCUUGUCUUUUAAUCCUUUAAUGUCACAUGGUCUCCCUUUCUUGUUGUCAUUCGAGUCGCAAUACUCGAUGUCUAGCCAAUCAGCGUCGGUGUGAUGGUGACACGUGCUUCCAAGUGAUAUUCAAAUGUCAAGACCUUACCAUAUUUUAUUCUCAAAAAAAUAUACACAAAUAAUUUUAUUCAGGUUUUUUCAUAUUUAGUGACAAGGAAACUAAAACAUUAUCUAAAAUAGUGUUAUUAAUAUGAGAAUUAUAAGUUUCUUUUCAUCAUCUCAACAAGUGGAAGUUAUUGAAGAGUGAAAUUUUUCAAUUACCAAAAAAAAAACGCAUCUAUGAACCUGUUUUGUUAAUCAACGAUUUUUUUGGAAUAUUUAAGUUGAUUUGUUUUAUGAAACAUAACGAAUUUUUGGAUUAUUAUAUAAUUCUUAAAGAAAUUCUGUUUAAAUAAGAAUUAAAAGAGCAAAGUGAUACUGUGCAGGAGUUUAAUUAAAAACUUAAUGAAGUGAAUUAAAUUUGAUCCACUGAAGAAAAAUGUAGAUAAAUCUUUCUUAAAAACUUCGUUUAAAUACCAUGAUUUCUACUAAUUAUUCUUAAAAAGCAUAUUUAAAAUUUAUGUUCUCAAAAUGAAGUUGAUUAGAAAUGUUUUUUCAUACGUUGCCAAUAACAAUUAUUUUAAAUAUAGUGAACAUUUUAAUCAGUAGUCAUGUGUUUUCUAGUAAUGUGAAACAAAACUGAAUUAAUAAUGCCACGACCGUCGCGUGACACGUACGGUGAUCAAAAGCCACCUUAUUCUUAUAUUUCGCUAACAGCCAUGGCAAUAUGGUCAUCAAGAGACAAGAUGUUGCCUCUAGCUGAGAUUUAUAAAUUUAUAGCAGAUCGAUUUCCAUAUUAUCGAAAGGACACUCGUCGAUGGCAAAAUUCCCUUCGUCAUAAUCUUUCUUUCAACGACUGUUUUAUAAAGGUUCCGCGAGGUCCUCACAGGCCAGGAAAAGGAGCUUAUUGGGCCCUACAUCCCGCAGCCCUUUCUAUGUUUGAAAAUGGAUCUCUUCUUCGACGACGGAAACGUUUUAAGCUUCAUAAGCCAGAUAAAGAACUUUUAAAAUCAGAACUGCAAGCCCUUGCUUCUGCUAUGCCGCCACCACGACCAGAACCUGCUAGUUCAACAAGUCCUAGUGAAACAAGUAAUGGACUUAGUGUAGCGAAUCUUCAUCGACUAAGGGAGGAUCUUCUCAGGUGGGAGAUGCAGGAGAGGCGAAUGAUGCUAGCAGCAGCGGCGGCUGCAGCAUCGGCAACCACGGGAAACUUUGGCUUUACUGAAACGUCAGCAGGCAUUGGAACAGGGACGGAUGCGUGUCGUACCAACAUUCCCUGUACUGGAUACUAUCUUCUUUCAUCUGAAGCUAGACAAAGAUUAGCCAAUACCGUUCCCGAAGUUGGAAGUGAAGCCACAAGUCCUUACGAGCCAACAACUCUUCUUCAUCCUGGAUCGUGGAAUUUCACCGGACUGGGAGGAACUCCUUACAUUUCCCAAUUACCAGCCUAUCCUCAUUCAUCAUCAGCUUCCGAAUUAACUGAAAGAAGACGGAGCAUUCCAUCGUUAACACUGGGCGAGAGUGAGUCGACCAUUUGUUCCUUAGCAAGGGAUGUCGAACCCUUCUCAGAAAUUUCCUAUGAGGCUGGGUACUAUCAUCGAGAAAGACCUGACGAAGAAUCCUCUAUCUCAACUUCCUCGAGAUUGGAGGCUCUUUAUUCAGACACAUCAGUGACAAAUUUAUCUAGUAAUUUCGCAUCAAGACUGUCUCCUGGCUUUGAAUCUUCUCCGAGUAAUGUUAGUCAACAACAGAGAACUCCCAGGACGAGUCCCACUCUUGAAGUUAUAUCUGUUAGGCAUUCAAAUAUUAGUCCCUCGAAGCAAGUGGGAAAGAAGACAAAAAAACCGUUUACUAUUGAGAAUAUCAUUGCACCUGACGAAGAAGAAAUAUCUUUAAGAAAGUCGUUCGAGGUUGUUGAGAUUAAAUCAACAACUCCAAUGAGAAUGCCGAAACCAUUGUAUACUGCAGGAUACCCUUUACCUUACGGCGCUACCACGUAAGGUGUUGAUCUUUCGAAUAAAUGAAAAAUUUAUAAAUAAAAAUUUUAAUGAAUAA
Molecule: messenger RNA, 2159 nt
Organism: Leptopilina heterotoma
Lineage: Eukaryota; Metazoa; Arthropoda; Insecta; Hymenoptera; Figitidae
Product: forkhead box protein B1-like
Exons: 3
Coding region: 755-2104 (449 amino acids)
Biological process (GO): anatomical structure morphogenesis; cell differentiation; regulation of transcription by RNA polymerase II
Molecular function (GO): RNA polymerase II cis-regulatory region sequence-specific DNA binding; DNA-binding transcription factor activity, RNA polymerase II-specific
Source: RefSeq, a predicted model, not a curated record